AUGGCCGAGCAACAAAUCUCCAAUCUUCUUUCCAUGUUUGACGCUUUCCAUGCCAACCAAAAGUUGGAAAUCACAGUUCAAGUUACAGAUCCUUUCCAUUACAGAGAGACACCUCCAGAGUCUUCCUCCUCAGAAGGAGGCUCCUUAUCUCGCUAUGAGGAGCGACGUGUCUGCCUUGCUCUCCCUCCCAAUGCACCCUCUCCAGACUUGGUUUCUCAGCUAUGCUUUUCAACAGCUGUGAGCUCCGAGCUCAACACUAGGUGGAAGUCACAGCGCCUCAAGGUCGCUGAUUCUCCAUACAACUACAUUUUGACCCUUCCCUCCAAAGGCAUUCGUGGGGUUUUCAUUGACUCGUUGAAUGUCUGGCUCGAUGUUCCAGAGGAUAAAACCUCGGUUAUCAAGGACGUGAUUGGCAUGCUUCACAACUCCUCUCUCAUAAUCGAUGACUUUCAAGAUAAUUCCCCACUUCGGCGUGGCAAGCCGUCUACGCAUACUGUCUUUGGUCCAGCCCAAGCAAUCAACACAGCAACGUACGUCAUCGUCAAGGCAAUCGGGAAAAUACAGCAGAUUGUCAGCCACGAUGCCUUGGCAGAAAUAAUUGGUACUAUAACUACAAUCUUCGAGGGCCAGGCAAUGGAUCUUUCGUGGACGGGUAACACUAUUGUUCCGUCUACCCAAGAGUAUCUUCUGAUGGUCAACGACAAGACUGGUGCCCUGUUUAGGUUAUCGCUCGAGCUACUAGCACUGAACUCUGAAGUGUCUGUCAGUGACAGCAUGCUUGAGUCUCUCAGCAGCGUUGUUUCGUUACUCGGGCAAUAUUUCCAGAUCAGAGAUGAUUACAUGAAUCUUAUUGAUAACAAGUACACUGAUCAGAAAGGAUUCUGCGAGGACCUGGACGAGGGGAAAUACUCGUUAACUCUGAUGCAUGCUCUGCAGAGUGACUCGAGUGGUCUUCUUACCAACAUCUUAUCGAUGAGACGAGUCCAGGGAAAGCUCACGACACAGCAAAAGAUGCUAGUGUUGGAAGUGAUGAAAGCCAAUGGUAGCUUAGAAUGGACGAGUGCACUUCUUGGCAUGCUGCACACUAGAGUUCUAACCGAGAUUGGAAGCUUGGAAGUGAGUUUGAAUCGAGAUAACCCUGCUCUUAGGGCGUUGGUGGAACGACUCAAGCUCGAGACUUAA
Fusarium musae is the source of this 1182-nucleotide messenger RNA. It is a transcript of the gene GGS2, whose product is annotated as geranylgeranyl diphosphate synthase 2. The transcript is spliced from 5 exons. NCBI's taxonomy places the organism in Eukaryota, Fungi, Ascomycota, Sordariomycetes, Hypocreales, Nectriaceae. Gene Ontology annotation, molecular function: prenyltransferase activity. The coding region runs from base 1 to 1182 and encodes 393 amino acids. The record is from RefSeq and is a predicted model, not a curated record. Gene Ontology annotation, biological process: isoprenoid biosynthetic process.